UCGUCAAUAUCCUGUCAUUCUUUGAGAGCAAAAAUUUAGAAACUUCACUUUCGAAUCUUGUUUAAAAUUUUAUGAAUCUUAAAACAUGGCACAAGCAUUUAUAACAACCCACAGAAACAAUUUCAGGUGGCAUCAACAAGAACGAAUUAAACCCAUCAUCGCUGGUUCUUAUGUUCCUGAUUGUAAUACAGAUAAGGACCGCUGGAUAGAAGUCGACGAUAGCGUAGACACAGAAGAUAAUGAAAAUUUUUCGAAGAUCAAAUUGGUAGUAAAACAAAUGCAUCUGAAGCGAAUGAGGUCAGUGUACCAAACUGAUUAUUGCAAAGAAAUAUCAAGAAAGCAAUCCAUAACCAUAAGUCCAGUAUCAUUGGAGAACGAAUCAUUCGAAAACGAAUUGUUAGAAAGUUGCAAAGUGUUGUAUACGAAGAAAAGAGACAAAAUUCUGCCACCUUUACCCAGUUCAAGACAAGGGUCAUCCAAAUCCUUUUGGUCGAUGGAGUACUACCAGAAGUUUUUCGAUGUUGAUACUAAAGAUGUUUUAGAUAGAAUCCUUGCCUCUGUCACCCCUAAGUGGGAUAACAAUUUAAAACAUCACUUACGGGCGAAACCAGACCUUUACGGACCUUUCUGGAUUUCCGUCACUCUUGUAUUCACUAUAGCUAUUAGUAGCAACAUUGCGAAUUACUUGCAACACGCAAACGAAACCUACCACUGGAGAUACGACUUCCACCUAGUAUCAUAUGCUGCCACAACUAUAUUUUUGUAUGUUACCUUAGUUCCUUCAAUACUGUGGGGUUUAUUGAAAUGGAGUAUGCAGGUCCACAACAUUGAAGGAUUAGAUGAAGACAUGUCACCUGGAGCUCUGGAACUGAUAUGUGUCUAUGGGUACUCCUUGUUCAUUUAUAUUCCGGUUUCAGUUUUAUGGUCCAUUCAGAUAAGUUUGAUGCAGUGGAUUCUGGUUUUGUUAGGAACUUUCAUUUCGGGUUCGGUUCUGUUGCUAACCCUGAUGCCAGCAUUGAGGCUAUCGAGGCACAAGUUGCUGCUCUGCUUAGGGAUUAUUUUUUGUCACUUAUUGUUGGCAGCAGGAUUCAAGUUAUACUUCUUUCAUGAUCCCAGUUCCAAAGUUGUUAUUUUGGAAACUACGAAAGCUGUUACCGAAGCAGUGCACAGUAAUUUGACCCUUGUAUCGACAAAGCCAAAGGAAUGAGAUUUUUUAUUUAUGUUUUAGUUUUAUUCAAAAAAAUGUUUGUACAGAUAACCUAUUAAUAUACAGAUUUGAUGUAAUAUGACGUUCAUUCGUCUCAAUCAAUUGAAUCAAACUCAGUGUUGAGAGUGUAUUGAUUAAUUAAAUAUACUUUCUAAUAAACCUUA
This is a messenger RNA of Leptinotarsa decemlineata (Colorado potato beetle), 1371 nucleotides long. Its product is annotated as protein YIPF1. Lineage: Eukaryota; Metazoa; Arthropoda; Insecta; Coleoptera; Chrysomelidae. The record is from RefSeq and is a predicted model, not a curated record. Gene Ontology annotation, molecular function: small GTPase binding. Gene Ontology annotation, cellular component: Golgi apparatus; membrane. Gene Ontology annotation, biological process: vesicle-mediated transport.